Procambarus clarkii (red swamp crayfish) is the source of this 5725-nucleotide messenger RNA. RefSeq names its product mucin-4. Lineage: Eukaryota; Metazoa; Arthropoda; Malacostraca; Decapoda; Cambaridae. The record is from RefSeq and is a predicted model, not a curated record. Gene Ontology annotation, molecular function: RNA polymerase II cis-regulatory region sequence-specific DNA binding; DNA-binding transcription factor activity, RNA polymerase II-specific. Gene Ontology annotation, biological process: regulation of transcription by RNA polymerase II.
GCCACGGCAAUCAUGGAGGGUGGAUGUUGUUUGUGAGCUCUCUCUCUUCUCCCACAGUGCCGAACACCAGCCACAACAGUAGCCUGGAUCUGGCUAACGUUGCUUAAUAACUAGUUAUAAACGACCAAGAAGAGUGUGUUAAGCUGUUAUCGCGUGUAAAUAGGAGUGUCGUAGCCCUAUUUUGGAUAGCAUCAUGGUCGUGGUUGUUUAGUAACGUUUCUCUCCUGUAUGAAUGAUGAACUUAACUACCCGGUCUAAUCACCACAGGUCAUUAUGACCCUAACGAGGGGUCACGUCGGCCGGAGUUACAGAACACUGCCCAGUAAUACCUGUCAUUAUGUGAACAUUUUGUCAAAAUUCCACAAUCUCCAUAGAAGCUCAUGCGAGGAACCUUCUAGAUAAUUCAGAAGCUGAAAGUAAAUUGGUAUCAGAAGCAUUUAAGCAGCAGAUGGAGCCGAGCCCGCACCAGCGGCUGGAGCCGAGCCCGCACCAGCGGCUGGAGCCGAGCCCGCACCAGCGGCUGGAGCCGAGCCCGCACCAGCGGCUGGAGCCGAGCCCGCACCAGCGGCUGGAGCCGAGCCCGCACCAGCGGCUGGAGCCGAGCCCGCACCAGCGGCUGGAGCCGAGCCCGCACCAGCGGCUGGAGCCGAGCCCGCACCAGCGGCUGGAGCCGAGCCCGCACCAGCAGCUGGAGCCGAGCCCGCACCAGCGACUGGAGCCGAACCCGCACCAGCGGCUGGAGCCGAGCCCGCACCAGCCGCUGGAGCCGAGCCCGCACCAGCGGCAAGUUCCUUUCUCCAAGUCUUCCUUUAUUCCUAUUACAAAUAUAAGAUCUGUGCUGGCCUCUCCACAAAGCACAAGUGGAAAUGAUCUUGGAACUGCAGAGUCAUUCACCUUAGAUGGAUCAUCAGCGAUCAACUAUGAGGAAUUGAAUACAUUGUCAUCCCUUGACCCCCAAAAAUCUGGUGGUAAUGUGCCAGCAAUACCAUCAACAGGGGUUGGAUCAUCAGCUCUUGCAAACAUGGACUUGGCCAUUCCGUCUUCUACCAGCCCCCUAAAUGAUUCCGCUGCUGUUGCUGGGCUGACAGUUACAGAGUCAUUAUUACAGACUGGCUCUUCAAAGCCUGAGUACAUGGACUUGGCCAUUCCGUCUUCCACUGACCCACUAAAGAAUUGUGUACACUCACUAAAGAAUUGUGCUGCUGUUGCUGGGCUGACAAUUACCGAGUUAUUGUUAAAAGAUGGGUCAUCAUCACUUGAGUACAUGGACCCAACUAUACCCUCUUCCGCUGGCACCUUUAAUGCUGCUGGUCUGGGAGUUAACGAGCCCUCAUCAGCGCUUACGUAUGCAGACUUGCCCAUACUAUCAAACUCUAUUGCUGUUUCUGCUGAUGUAGCUGUUACUAUUGCUACAGCUGUUGAUACAGCUACAUCUACUGAUAUUGAUAAUGGUACAUCUACUGAUAUUGAUAAUGCUCCAGAUGCUGACAUUAUUACUGCUACAAUUGCUGAGGCUAAUAAUGCUACAGCUGUUGACAUUAAUACUGCCACAGCUUCUGAUGUUGAUACUGCUACAGCUGCUAAUGUUGAUACUGCCACAGCUGCUGAUGUUGAUACUGCUACAGCUGUUGACAUUAAUACUGCUACAGCUGCUGAUGUUGAUACUGCUACAGCUGCUGAUGUUGAUACUGCUACAGCUAUUGACAUUAUUCCUGCUGCAGCUGCUAUAGAUGAUACUGCUAUAGCUGCUGACAUUGAUAUUGCUACAGCUGCUGAUGUUGAUGCUUCUACAGCUGCUGCAGUUGCUGAUGUUGAUAUGGCUACAGCUGCUGAUGUUGAUAUGACUACAGAUACUGAUGUUGAUACUGCUACAGCUGCUGAUGUUGAUCCUGCUACAGCUGCUGACAUUGAUUCUGUUGCAGCUGCUGACAUUAAUAUUGCUACAGCUGCUGAUGUUGAUACUGCUACAGCUGCUGAUGUUAAUACUGCUACAGCUGCUGCAGUUGCCGAUGUUGAUAUUGCUACAGCUGCUGAUGUUGAUAUGGCCACAGCUGCUGAUGUUGAUACGGCCACAGCUGCUGAUGUUGAUGCAGCUACAGCUGCUGAUGUUGAUACUGCUACAGCUGCUGAUGUUGAUCCUGCUACAGCUGCUGACAUUGAUUCUGUUGCAGCUGCUGACAUUAAUAUUGCUACAGCUGCUGAUGUUGAUACAGCUACAGCUGCUGAUGUUAAUACUGGUACAGCUGCUGCAGUUGCCGAUGUUGAUAUUGCUACAGCUGCUGAUGUUGAUACUGCUACAGCUACUGAUGUUGAUACUGUUACAGCUGCUGAUGUUGAUACUGCUACAGCUGCUGAUGUUGAUACUGCUACAGCUGCUGAUGUUGCCGAUGUUGAUAUUGCUACAGCUGUUGAUGUUGAUACUGCUGCAGCUGCUGAUGUUGAUCCUGCUACAGCUGCUGACAUUGAUUCUGCUGCAGCUGCUGACAUUGAUAUUGCUACAGCUGCUGAUGUUGAUACCGCUAUAGCUGCUGCAGUUGAUGAUGUUGAUACUGCUGCAGCUGCUGAUGUUGAUCCUGCUACAGCUGCUGACAUUGAUUCUGCUGCAGCUGCUGACAUUGAUAUUGCUACAGCUGUUGAUGUUGAUAUUGCUACAGCUGAUGAUGUUGAUACUGCUACAGCUGCUGACAUUGAUAUUGCUACAGCUGUUGAUUUUGAUAUUGCUACAGCUGAUGAUGUUGAUACUGCUACAGCUGCUGACAUUGAUUCUGCUGCAGCUGCUGACAUUAAUAUUGCUACAGCUGCUGAUGUUGAUACCGCUAUAGCUGCUGCAGUUGAUGAUGUUGAUACUGCUACAGCUGCUGCAGUUGCCGAUGUUGAUAUUGCUACAGCUGCCAAUGUUGAUACUGGUACAGCUGCUGUAGUUGCCGAUGUUGAUAUUGCUACAGCUGCUGAUGUUGAUACGGCCACAGCUGCUGAUGUUGAUACGGCCACAGCUGCUGAUGUUGAUGCAGCUACAGUUGCUGAUGUUGAUACUGCUACAGCUGCUGAUGUUGAUACUGCUACAGCUGCUGCAGUUGAUGAUACUACUACAGCUGCUGAUGUUGAUACUGCUACAGCUGCCUAUGUUGAUACGGCUUCAGCUGCUGAUGGUGAUACGCCUACAGCUGCUAAUGUUGAUAGCGCUGCAGUCAGUGACAUUGAUACUGGAGGUGUUGCAGCUGCUAACUCUGUUGUAACUGUUGACAGUAUUGCAGCAGCACCUGUUAAUACAGCUGCUGCUUGUUCUGCUGUUGUUGAUGGCAAUGCAGUUGCUGCCAACACUUUCAUGAGUGCUCCACCUGUAUUAUCAUCUCGACCAUGGCAGCAAGGUGGCAGGCUAAUGAGGAGCUGCAGGGAUCGUGUUGAGAGCUCCAAGCUGCUGGUGUUGAAGAGUAGUGUUGAUUGUGUUGGGUGUCUUAAUGUAGAAACAUCAUCAGUAAACCAGAAAAAGCAUGAAGAGAAUUUGCUAGGGUCAAAUGAGCAACCUAGUCACAGCGCUGUUCACAGCGCCACAGCAAACAACAAGAACCCCACUUUGCUACAUUCUUCAGGACAAAAGCGCUGCCGCUAUCCUGGUGCCAUACGUUCAGGAGGCAGAAAAAAGUGCACAAGACCUCCGUAUACCAAUACCCAGCUGGCUGUUCAGGCGAUUUCUUCAGUUCCAAACAAAGAGUGCUCGCUGGAUUACAUAUACUCGUACAUCUUGAAACACUACCCAUAUUACCAGCUCCAUAACAAAGAGAUGCAGAACUGUAUCAGAGCCACCUUAUUAAGUCGUCCGUACUUCAUCAAGAGUGCCAGUAAAUGGAAAAUAUAUCCUGUUUGGGAGAAGGAGUUAGUAAGGCAAGCAUUUACGCUCUAUGGGCAAGAGUACAUGCUGCCAGCUGCUGCUGGCUCUACGACUCCAUCCAAUACGAGCAGCUUAGUGCCUGUCUGUCCACAAGGCUCUGGCAGUGGUAGGGAAGCAAUCCCCAAGUCACCAGAGGAGGAGAGAUCACCAUCACCGGAGUGUGUGGACCUGACCGAACCGUCAUCCCCUGACCCCACAAAUGUUGGUACUUCUACUGCUAUCACAGCCAGUAGACCUCACCUGAAUCAGCAAGAAACAUCGCUAAUAAACCAGAAAGAGACUGAGGAGUCACGUGAACAGUCUUGUCACAAUGGCUUUCAGGGCUCCACAGCAGAGGACAACAACCUUACCUCACUCCAUUUUCCUGACCAGCACCACAGUCAUCAUGGUGCCAGUGCCAAGAAUCCCCAAACUCAUCCAUAUUCCAUGAAGCAAUUGAUUGUUCAAGCAAUAUUUCUUUCCAAACACCAAGAGGAGCGUUUGGACGAGAUUUGCUCGUACAUUAAGAGGCAUAGACCAUCCUCCACACUAAGUUACAAAAAGUUAAAGAACCGUGUCCAAAAAAUCCUGGAAUCUGACAAAGAUUUUGUAAAAAUGCCACAUAUCCAUUGGAAAAUUGUACCGGAGAGAACUAGUAGAUUAUUUGCAACUGCAUUUCUCCGCUCUUCGCAUAACAAAAGGAGUCCGUCACAGUCUUCUCCGCUAAGCAUUGGCAAGAAUGACCUGACAUCUGGCGAUUCGUCUCGGGAAAUGUCGCCAAUGCUGGAGUACGUGGACUUGACAAUGUCUCCUCCUGACCCCCUUGAUAAUGAUGUUGUUGACACUACUGAUAAUCCUGUUGGAACAGUUGCUGAUACAAGUGUCCAUCCUGUUGAUAGUAGUAGUGGUGGUCGUGUGUGCGUAGCCCGAGCAUCACCAUUGCCAUCAUCUCGCCCUCAUCAGCAAGGUGUACAGUCCUACAACCAAACGAGAAAGAUGCUUUUGAAUAAAGAUGACUUAGAUCUGCCUGACAGACUUGUCUCGCCCCUCAAACGAAAGACAGACGAGCCCCAAAAUACCCCGAAAAGAACGAGAAAUAGACAAUUUCUGGAAGAAGGUAUGAAACCGGCAGAAGGCCCUACUUUUGUUAGUCAACUUAAAGUAAAACAUAGACUUUGGAAUGCUGACCAGAGAGGUAAUAACAACAGUGAGAAGAGGAGUAAUAGUCAGGACAAACAAGGUGUUGGUAAAAGUUCACCUCCGACCGUGGACAGGGGUCCACCUCCGACCGUGGGCAGGGGUCCACCUCUGACUGUAUACAGGGGUCCACUUCCGACUGUGAACAGGGGUCUACCUCUGCCCGUGGACAGGGGUCCACCUCCGACCGUGGGCAGGGGUCCACCUCCAACCGUGGACAGGGGUCCACCUCCGACCGUGGACAGGGGUCCACCUCUGACCGUGGACAGGGGUCCACCUCUGACUGUAUACAGGGGUCCACCUCCAACCGUGGACAGGGGUCCACCUCCGACCGUGGGCAGGGGUCCACCUCCAACCGUGGACUGGGGUCCACCUCCGACCGUGGACAGGGGUCCACCUCUGACCGUGGACAGGGGUCCACCUCUGACUGUAUACAGGGGUCCACCUCCAACCGUGGACAGGGGUCCACCUCUGACCGUGGACAGGGGUCCACCUCUGACCGUGGACAGGGGUCCACCUCUGACUGUAUACAGGGGUCCACCUCCAACCGUGGACAGGGGUCCACCUCCGACCGUGGACAGGGGUCCACCUCUGACCGUGGACAGGGGUCCACCUCUGACUGUAUACAGGGGUCCACCUCCGACCGUGGACCGACUGUGA